AUGGCAUCCGCUGACGUAGCUACAAGAGGGAGUGGAGGCAAGGUUGCCGCGGGCAAGCACGACGGCAUGUGGGCCCACGAUGAGAAACAGAAGGACAUCCGCAGACAGAACAUUAUUGCGGCGAAAGCUGUGGCGGACGCCGUGCGGACGAGUCUGGGACCUCGCGGCAUGGACAAGAUGAUCCAAGGGCCCAAAGGCGACGUCCUCAUCACAAACGACGGCGCGACAAUCCUCAACGAAAUGGCCGUCGUUCAUCCCGUGGCGAAAAUGAUGGUCGAGCUCUCCAAGGCGCAAGACGUGGAGGCUGGAGACGGGACGACGAGUGUUGUCGUUCUCUGCGGCGCCUUCCUGGAGGCUUCGCAGCAGCUGCUUGACCGCGGCGUUCAUCCGCAGCUGAUUGCGUCUUCGUUCCUCGAGGCCGCCAAGCAGUCUGAAGAUAUUCUGCAGUCGAUGGCCGUCCCCGUGGACCUGAACGACCGCGAGAAGCUGAUUCAGAUCGCCUCGACGUCUCUGCAGUCUAAAGUCGUCAGCCACAACGCCAAGCUCCUCGCCCCCAUCGCCGUCGAUGCUGUCCUCAAGGUGCUGCCCGAGGGAGGAAACGCGGAAAACGUGGAUCUGAACGACAUCCGCGUCGUGAAGAAACUCGGCGGCACAGUCGACGAAAGCGAGUUGGUGAAGGGUAUCGUCAUGGUUGAGCAGAAAGUCAGCAAGCGCGCGGGCGGCCCGUCCAGGAUCCAAAACGCGAAAAUCGGUCUGAUUCAGUUUUGCCUCUCGGCGCCCAAGACCGACAUGGAAAACAACAUCAUCAUCAAAGACUACUCGGCCAUGGACCGCAUGCUUCGCGAAGAGCGCAUUUUGAUUGCCAAGAUGGUCAAGCAAAUCGCUGCCACCGGCUGCAACGUGCUCCUUAUCCAAAAGAGCAUCCUCAGAGACGCCGUCAAUGAUCUGUCCCUGGACUACUUGGCGAAGGCCAAGAUCCUCGUCGUGCAAAACAUUGAGCGCGACGAGAUCGAGUUCAUCAGCAGGACGCUCGGCUGCCAGCCCGUCGCCUCGCUGGACCACUUCACCGCGGACAAGCUCGGUCACGCCGACCUAGUCCAGGACGAACUCGUGCCGGGCAGCGGCCACAUCGUCCGCAUCACGGGCGUUAACGCGAAGAACACCGUCACGGUUCUCCUCCGCGCCUCCAACAACUUGAUGCUGGAUGAGACUGAGCGUUCCCUACACGACGCUCUGUGCGUCGUGCGCUGCCUCGUGAAGCGGCGUCAGCUUCUCCCUGGCGGAGGCGCAGUCGAGGCUGAACUGUCUCUACGCCUCAACGAAUGGUCUCGCACGCUGCCAGGCGUGCAGCAGCUAUGUGUCAGAAUGUACGCAGAGGCUCUCGAGCUCAUCCCGUACACGCUCGCCGAGAACGCAGGCCUGCGUCCGCUGGAGAUUGUCACGGACUUGAAGAAGAAGCAUGCGGAAGGCGAGAAUUUGGUUGGCAUCAACGUGCGUCAGGGCUGCGUGACGAAUAUGCUUGACAUUAACGUGCUUCAGCCGCUCUUGGUGAGCUCGAGCGCGGUCAAGCUCGCCACGGAAGCUGUGAUGAUGAUUCUCAAGAUCGACGAUAUCGUCAUGUGCCGAUAA
Messenger RNA from Besnoitia besnoiti, 1629 nucleotides. Its product is annotated as T-complex protein 1 delta subunit. Gene Ontology annotation, molecular function: ATP binding; ATP hydrolysis activity; ATP-dependent protein folding chaperone. Gene Ontology annotation, cellular component: chaperonin-containing T-complex. The record is from RefSeq and is a predicted model, not a curated record. The coding region runs from base 1 to 1629 and encodes 542 amino acids. Lineage: Eukaryota; Apicomplexa; Conoidasida; Eucoccidiorida; Sarcocystidae. The transcript has 13 exons. Gene Ontology annotation, biological process: protein folding.